Molecule: messenger RNA, 537 nt
Organism: Fusarium graminearum PH-1
Lineage: Eukaryota; Fungi; Ascomycota; Sordariomycetes; Hypocreales; Nectriaceae
Exons: 1
Coding region: 1-537 (178 amino acids)
Source: RefSeq, a predicted model, not a curated record
AUGUCCCUUCCUAUCGAGUUGGAAAAAGCCGUAACGGUUUCUUUGAGCGAAUAUCUGAACUUCUCCAGAGAACGUGGGCCACUCGAGCAGGUCACGCUUGGUACUGCAGCCCUGCUCAAGGACACGCUUUGGAUCCCGCCUGCUGAAAACACGUUGCCUCCGGCUCAAACUUUCUCGGGGACCAAGUUUGCUGCUAUCUAUGUUUCUCGAAACGAUAAUCAUGGGCCGAACGAUAAAUACGACUGCCGCAAUGGCAAAAGUAGCUUCGACCCUUUGCCAAAUGGGAUAAAACUUUACAACAUCCCUUGGAAUAAUAACCAGUCCGAUUGCAUUGCUGUUGCAAAGCUCUCUAUCACUGCAGGAACAACGCAGUGCUUCCAAGGAGACCCGAAUAUCCACUCAGAGUCAACAUGCAUUCUCUCAUCUGGAGCUAUUUUUACCGAAAACACCGAGGCUGCGUCAGAUGUUCUUGUUGAGGAAGUCUUCUCUGCAAUGCCGGAAGUACAAGCUUUUAGGAGCUGCCCUUGGUUUAUCUAA